UCUUCGGAUGGGUCCUGGGGAAGAAAUUCCCCAAUUGUGCUUUUCCGAUCUCUGGUUUGGGGGAGGAUCUUGGAUUUCCAGGACUGGACCCCAGUGGAAACCGGGCUAGGCUCCCAGCGGGAGAGGAAGUCCAGUGAAGACCGAAAGUGGGGCCCGAUCCCCAGGCCUGCUCCCUGGAGGCUGUGGGACCUUGGCGCCCGCAGCCCGAGGCUCUGCUCCCCGGGAACGUCGCGCUUCGGCGUUGGGGCAGUGACGCUUUCCGCUGCCCCGCCCUCCUACUUCAGAGGCUUCACGUUAAUUGCCCUCAAGGAGAACCGAGAGGGUGACAAGGAAGAGGACCAUGCCGGGACCUUCCAGAUCAUAGAUGAAGAAGAAACCCAGUUUAUGAGUAACUGCCCUGUGGCAGUCACAGAAAGCACCCCCCGGAGGAGGACACGGAUCCAGGUGUUUUGGAUAGCGCCACCUGCAGGAACAGGCUGUGUGAUUCUAAAGGCCAGCAUUGUACAGAAGCGCAUUAUUUAUUUUCAAGACGAGGGCUCUCUGACCAAGAAACUUUGUGAACAAGAUUCCACAUUUGAUGGGGUGACUGACAAACCAAUCUUAGACUGCUGCGCCUGUGGAACUGCCAAGUACAGACUCACAUUUUAUGGGAAUUGGUCAGAGAAGACACAUCCAAAGGAUUACCCUCGUCGGGCCAAUCACUGGUCUGCGAUCAUUGGUGGAUCCCACUCCAAGAAUUAUGUGCUGUGGGAGUAUGGAGGAUACGCCAGUGAGGGCGUCAAACAAGUUGCAGAAUUGGGCUCACCAGUGAAAAUGGAGGAAGAAAUUCGACAACAGAGUGAUGAGGUCCUCACUGUCAUCAAAGCCAAAGCCCAGUGGCCGGCCUGGCAGCCUCUCAAUGUGAGAGCAGCGCCCUCCGCUGAGUUUUCAGUGGACCGGACACGCCACUUAAUGUCCUUCCUGACCAUGAUGGGCCCGAGUCCUGACUGGAAUGUAGGCUUGUCUGCAGAGGACCUCUGCACCAAGGAAUGCGGCUGGGUGCAGAAGGUGGUGCAAGACCUGAUUCCCUGGGAUGCUGGCACCGACAGCGGGCUGACCUAUGAGUCACCAAACAAGCCCACAAUCCCCCAGGAGAAAAUCCGGCCCCUGACCAGUCUGGACCAUCCCCAGAGUCCUUUCUAUGACCCGGAGGGCGGGUCCAUCACUCAAGUAGCCAGAGUUGUCAUCGAGAGAAUCGCCCGGAAGGGGGAACAAUGCAAUAUUGUGCCUGACAAUGUUGAUGAUAUUGUAGCAGACCUGGCUCCAGAAGAGAAAGAUGAAGAUGACACCCCUGAAACCUGCAUCUACUCCAACUGGUCCCCGUGGUCAGCCUGCAGCUCUUCCACCUGCGAAAAAGGCAAAAGGAUGCGGCAGCGCAUGCUGAAGGCACAGCUGGACCUCAGUGUCCCCUGCCCAGACACCCAGGACUUCCAGCCCUGCAUGGGCCCCGGCUGCAGUGACGAAGACGGCUCCACCUGCACCAUGUCCGAGUGGAUCAUCUGGUCACCCUGCAGCAUCUCCUGUGGCACCGGCAUGCGGUCCCGGGAGCGGUAUGUGAAGCAGUUCCCAGAGGACGGCUCCGUGUGCACGCUGCCCACCGAGGAAACCGAGAAAUGCACAGUCAACGAGGACUGCUCUCCCAGCAGCUGCCUGAUGACCGAGUGGGGCGAGUGGGACGAGUGCAGCGCCACCUGCGGGAUGGGCAUGAGGAAGCGGCACCGCAUGGUCAAGAUGAGCCCGGCGGACGGCUCCGUGUGCAAGGCUGAGACCACGCAGGCGGAGAAGUGCAUGAUGCCUGAAUGCCACACCAUCCCAUGCUUGCUGUCUCCAUGGUCCGAGUGGAGCGACUGCAGUGUGACCUGCGGGAAGGGCACGAGGACCCGCCAGCGCAUGCUCAAGUCCCUGGCGGAACUCGGGGACUGCAAUGAGGAACUGGAGCAGGUGGAGAAGUGCAUGCUGCCGGAGUGCCCCAUCGACUGUGAACUCACCGAGUGGUCCCAGUGGUCAGAAUGUAACAAGUCAUGUGGGAAAGGCCACAUGAUUCGAACCCGCAUGAUCCAAAUGGAACCUCAGUUUGGAGGUGCACCCUGUCCAGAGACGGUGCAACGCAAGAAAUGCCGCAUCCGUAAAUGCCUUAGAAAUCCAUCUGUCCAAAAGCUGCGCUGGAGGGAGGCCCGAGAGAGCCGGCGGAGUGAGCAGCUGCGGGAAGAGUCUGAUGGGGAGCAGUUCCCAGGCUGUAAGAUGCGCCCAUGGACCACCUGGUCAGAAUGCACCAAACUGUGCGGAGGCGGGAUUCAGGAACGCUAUAUGACUGUAAAGAAGAGGUUCAAAAGCUCCCAGUUUACCAGCUGCAAAGACAAGAAGGAGAUCAGAGCAUGCAACGUUCACCCUUGUUAGCAGGGAUACAAGUUCCCCAGGGCUUCACUCCAGAUUCCACAGUCACCAAUGAUUGAGUGGAUUGCUUGUUUAAGACUAUUUAAAUCAUGUCCUCUAGUUUCCAUUUUUGCAGUGUGGUUUGCCCCAUAGUCUUGUGGAUGCCAGGGACAUCCUUUCUGAAUAUUUCUUGGUGGGUACAGCCUGAGUAGGGACCCCUCACCCUCAGUCAGCCCUCUUCCUGCACUGAAGUGAGCAGUCACCUUGUACUAACUGAAGGGUGUCCCUGGGAGUACCCACAUGGCGGGAAGCCAUGUCUGGAAAGGACUGCGUACCUGGGUCCCAGGGUGUGGCAGGUAGGAAACACCCUUGUCAUCUUUGGCCAGGUCACUCUCUUGCAGAAAACUCUUUGCGCGUCUCUUUUCACUUAAUGGAACUUUGGUUCUCUGUUACUUCUCUUCAGUCAUCGUUACAUUCUUGGGGAAAAUGGUCAAGAGAAGCACUGAUGACAGAUGGCUUUUAUUCUUACACUGAAAAAUUCUGAAUGCAUUUAUCUCACCUCCUAAUACUGGUUCCUGGUACCCCAAAAGAAGAAAACGAUGGCUGUUUCAUUUAAAUAUAAUCAGUUCUUAUACCAGAGAUAAAGGGUACUAAAUGUAGAAGUAGUCUUUCCUUGCUUUUGUUUUCUGGUGCCCUAAUUCUCCUAGAAACACAGCUUUACGAACCUACCUUUCAGUAAUAGGUCCUUACUGGAACCAAGGCCAAAGCAGCAAAAUAGGCCUACUGUUCCAAACCUGAAUUUUAAGUUUUCAAAUCAGUUUUCUAACAAGAAAACUCCAAGUCUUCCCAAAAGCUCCCAAACAUCACUCCUUUAAUAAAAAAAAAAAA
Messenger RNA from Fukomys damarensis (Damara mole-rat), 3300 nucleotides. It is a transcript of the gene Spon1, whose product is annotated as spondin 1. Gene Ontology annotation, cellular component: extracellular matrix. The annotation marks the transcript as partial. The transcript is spliced from 16 exons. The record is from RefSeq and is a predicted model, not a curated record. Gene Ontology annotation, biological process: cell adhesion. Lineage: Eukaryota; Metazoa; Chordata; Mammalia; Rodentia; Bathyergidae.